AUGGCCCGCCCGCCCGUCACCGCACCGCACGGCUUCCGCGCCGAUAUUGGUAAACGUUUGACAGCUCAACUGCACGAAGCCGCUACUCGCCGGGACUUGUCUCCAACCAGUCGCCGGGCUCUCAACCGUGUUGCUAACUCGCUCAGACGGCAGAGGCGCGGUCGCGAAGUGGCCAACCAGCCCGCCAAUGUCCAACCUACUGUCACUCAGCACGCUCUUGUCGCUGAUCAGAUUGCCGAGCCCACCGACAACCAGUCCACCGGCGACCAGUUCAUCGGCGACCAGUCCAUCGACGAGCAAUUCACUGACGAGCAGCCCACCGGCGACCAAUCCAAUGACGACCAGUCCAGUGAUGAGCAGCCCACCGUCACUCAGCACGCACCUACCGCUGAUCAGUUUAUCGUCACUGAACAUGACGAGACCAACGAGCAGGGCGUCUUAGACCAACAGCCUGAUGACGGCCAGCAACCCAUUGACGACGAGCAGGAUGAAACCUCCGCCACCGUGCCUUCCUCGACCAAGCGUCGGUUCCCGCCCAACUUGCCUUAUAACCAAUGCUGCGACGAUACUCAGAAGGAGCGGGAUCGCUCCAUCAAGGGAGUGCGCGAGGACUGGGACAUUCUCCCAUCUGUCCAGAACAUUCUAGAGUGUCUUGAUUUAGACAUGCGUCCACUAGUCGAUCCUACUCCAGGUCGGGUGAGCUCUCACUCCAAGAGAUCGGUGCUGGAGGUCGGAAAUAGAACAAACAUCCAAGAGAAGCCUGCCAGAGACGUUUCGUCGCAAUUUUUGUCGAGUCUCCGUAGGUUUGCCGGUUUGACCCUUCAAAAGCGACUUUACGGCGUCGCCAUUCUCCGCGACCAGCAGUAUCAGCGUCAGCGCCCUGUUAGCCCUUCGAGCUGGAAGAAUGUGAUGGAAUUAUUGCAUUGCGAUAUCCUUGCCGCAAUCGACCAUGAAGAGCUUCUCCAGUCUAAGGGCGAGGGCGCACUCGCAGUUGUUCCUACCAUUUCUGCGUCCGAUGUCGCCGCCCUGUCUGACGCUGCCGAGAAGGACCUUUUGCUCGAAGCUCGCCUCAUCUUGGAGACCAACGCUGCGUUUUUCGCGGACAACAGUACCACCUUGAGCCUUGAGGACGUUUUGCAUGUUGAGUCCGUUGACGACCUGGAUUUGAAAGCACUGAGAGCCACUGUCUUCGAGGCUCGUCAGAACGAGAGUACCGCUCGUAAUGGUUUGAUGCAGAGCGUGGGACAUCUCAAGAACCUUCAGCAGAGGGAUAUCUCUUCCCCUGCCAUUGAUGAUGCACUGAGCAAAAUUGGUGCAUCCCUCAACCUGGCUCGUCGUCUUAGCCUCCGUAGGUACUACCUACAGCGCUUUUACAAGUUCAAGAAGGUCCAACACAAUUCUACGAACGCGACCAUUACCGCUCUCUUCGCUCCUUAG
Aplosporella prunicola CBS 121167 is the source of this 1437-nucleotide messenger RNA. RefSeq lists its product as uncharacterized. NCBI's taxonomy places the organism in Eukaryota, Fungi, Ascomycota, Dothideomycetes, Botryosphaeriales, Aplosporellaceae. The transcript has 3 exons. The record is from RefSeq and is a predicted model, not a curated record. Bases 1 to 1437 code for a protein of 478 amino acids.